Molecule: messenger RNA, 3012 nt
Organism: Caenorhabditis briggsae
Lineage: Eukaryota; Metazoa; Nematoda; Chromadorea; Rhabditida; Rhabditidae
Exons: 5
Coding region: 1-3012 (1003 amino acids)
Cellular component (GO): membrane
Source: RefSeq, a predicted model, not a curated record
AUGAUCGAUGAGCUCAGUGCUAAAGUUUUUGAAGCAAAGGCACUCAUUCCAAAGAUCGAAGAAGCUGCCAAGAACGAGCAUCUGCCAGCUGAGGACAAACCAAAGGCCGAACAACUUGUCUCGAAUCUCGAAGCAUUCGUCAAGGAUGUUGAAACUCAGGUUUCCGAGAAACAAGACGAACUCGACAAGUUGAACAACGCAAACGAUGCUAUCAAGAGACUUGGAGACGCUCUCGACGAUGCCGAAAAGACUGCUGUUCCAAGCAAUGUGACAGCACUCAACGAGUUCAAGGAUCGCAUCGCUCCACACAUUGCCACUUUGGUUGAAGCUGUCCAACAGGUUCCAGACAGUGUUGAGCCUUCAGCAGCUGCUUUGCGUGACCGUGCCGCCAAAUUCGUGUCUGAUCUGGAGAAGAACAUCGAGAAGACUGGAGACGAUGAAAAACGUGCCGAACAACUGAAGAGCGAUGUCGGAAAUGCCGUCAGCAAUGUGGAUGAUGUUGUUUCGAAAUAUCACAAUCAAACUCAGCCACUCGACGUUGCCAAGGAAGAUGCCAACAAACUCAAGACUGCUGUUGAACAACUCACCAAGUUGGCCGAGUCUAGCGACAAGAUCGAUCCACAAGUCGCCAAGGACAUCAAAGACUCCAAGACCAAGGCUAAAGAAUUGCUUCAAGCUCUCGAAAAAGCCAUCCCACAGGAAGAUGUUAUCCGUCGUGAGCAAGCCGAGAUUCAUGAUCGUCUCAACAAUCUCGAGAAGGAGCUGGCAAAGGUGGAUGAAUUCAAACCAGAAGAUGCACUUCCAGUUGUUGAUCAACUUGCCUCCGAUACCACCACCUUGAAGGCUGUCACCGAUUCAAACAACGAGAAGGCUGCUGCUCCAAGCUCGCUCAUUUCGCAUGACGACUUGGUUGUCGGUCUUCCAGAGAAGGUCUUCCAACUUCAACACGCCAUCGAUGACAAGAAGCAAGCUUUGAACAAGGCAGCAGCUGUCAACGAAAUUGCUCCAAAACUGCAACUCGUUUCUCAACAACUCCAAUCAGUUCCACAAGACAUUCCAGCGUCACUGGACGAACAGAAACAACUUUUGGAGGAUGUUGAAAAUCAAAAGCACAAUUUGGAAAAUCUGCUCGCCAACCUUCCUGAUAACGACCCAGCUGCUGAUGAAUUGAGACAGAAGAGCCAAUGGGAUUUGUCCCGACUCAAGGAUCUUUUGAAACAACUUGGAUCUGCCGUCGGAGACAAGUUGGCUGCUCUUGCCGCUUUCAAUGCCGCUCGCAAGAACGCCGAAGACGCCCUUCUCGAUAUCACCUGCGAAGAUGGAAGUGAUGAUAACAAGUCGCCAGAUGAGCUUAUCGAUGACCUGACCAAGAAGGAGGAAACUGUUGCCAAGCUUCGUGAAACUGUGGCCGGAGUUAAGCCAGACGAGCUCGAUGAGAAGGAACGAGCCGAGUACAACGAUCUGCUUGCAAGACUUGCAAACGCGGCUGACGUUCUCAAGGUAACACCAUUAUUUUCAAUUUUUGAUAAUUACAAUGGUCUAAAUUCGCACAAUCAUUCCAAUCCAAUUGUUAACCUAAACAAACGUGCCGAACUCGAGCAAGCACUGAAGGCCAAGGCUGAGGAGAAAUCUCUGCACGAUGCUGUUGACCGUAUUGUGUCUCGUCUUGUGCCACUCGUUCGUGACGCUGAAGAACUCCGUCACAACGCUGAAGCCGUUCCUACCCAAUACGCUCCAAAGGCUGAAGAACUGAAGAAGGAAGUCGAAGCUGCGAAGACCAUCAUCGUCAAUGCACCAACAUCUGAUGCUCAUGUGCAACAACUUCUACAAGCCGUUGCCAACGCAGAAACCCUCAUUCCGGACCUCGAGGAGAGAGCUUCCAUUUGGGAGCGUUUUGUUAAAUCAAAGGAUGAUUUGUAUGACGAUUUGGAGAAACUCGAAAAUACAGUAAGCGAUGUCCUAAACAGACCUCGCCUAGCUGUAUCACAAGCACAACAACGCUUAAACAAACUGAAGGUAUGUGUCCAGCUUUCCGUUAUUGUUGACUACUUAUAUUUUCAGGAACAAAUUUUCCUUCUCGACCGUAUUCGAAAUUCGAAAGUGGAUUUCGAUGAUCAAGGAGAAGCUCUAUUGCCACUCACAGUAGUGGACGAUGAGCUGCGUUUCAUGCACGUUCAUGUGGAAAGCAUCGAACGACAGUAUGAGGACACUAUGGACAAACUGAAUUCUGAGAUCACUGCUGAAAUUGAAUUAUUACGAACUCUUGACAUUCUUUCAAAUGAAUUAUCUCAAUGCAAAGAAGACAUCAACAAUCCAACAGCUGAUGUUGAUGAACUUGUAUGUCUUUCUUUUCCACCUUUCAUUCAUAAAAACGUUUUCCAGAGCCGCGCUACAAUGCUCAAUGAUGCCAUUGCUCAUCUCGAAAACCAGAAGGUUGUUGUCGCCAGAAGCGAGAAGGACCGCAAAUUUGUUGAAAGCAGCACUUCGACAGAUCUUGAACAACUUCUUGCUGAAGCAAAACGUCUUCUCAAGGAAAUUGAGCCACGACUAGAUGUCUCUCAGCCAGACCAUGACAAUGAAGAUGAAGAUGAAGACGAAGAGAAAGGAAGCGAAGAGAAGCCGUAUGAUGUCAGAGCCGCGGCCGAAGUGCUUUCUGCACUUUACCCAGAUGAACAUCCGAACAAUGUUCUUCGAAACAUUGGUUUUGAAGACGUGCCGUCGGAUUCCGAAUCAAGAAGUGAAUUUGACUCUCUUGAUAGUCGAUCAGAUGGACUACUUUCCCCAAUUCCUGAUGAUUCGACUCUCAAUGAAGAACAACUCCGCAGACAAAGAUCACGUUGGAGACGGGUACUCAGAACUGCCUUGCCACUCCAGGCUCUGCUGGUUCUGCUUAUGGGAGCUGCUUGUUUGGUUCCCCACUGUGACGACGAGUACUGUUGUCAACUUCUCAAUAACUUCGCUAAAAGUUUUGACCCAUCGCUAGAAUUUGUAAAUGGGCCACCGCCAUUCUAA